CAGAUACGGGCUGACCCGGACCGACCCGAAGCCCAACUUCCAUAUACAGUGUGCUGGCACUACUACUUUACGAAGUAUCUCCGCUGAAACUGUGUACCGUUGAGAGUCGAGCCACAUUGGAUCCUUCAAUUCAACAAAGUUUUCAGCAACUUCAGGGUAGGCCGGUAGGGGACUAGGUUAGGGAGGCCUUUGUUUGACAUUUUGAUGCCUAAUCUGUGAUGGAUUUAUGAGAUGUGAGAGAAAGUUCAGAUUCAAGCUCAACAGAAAAUACAUAAUUUUUUACUUGCCUGUAUUAAGUUGUUUAUCUUUUUGGUACUGUACUCUGCUUUCUGCAACUAGAUGAAUGUUCAAAUGGGUGAUGAUUCUGGGAAGCAACCAAGGCACCGUAAUCUAACACCGCUGAGGAUGAUGAGGGGUAUUUUCUGUCUAAUUGUGUUAGUACUCUCUGCAUUUAUGGUGUUAGUGUAUUUUGGCUUUUGGACUGCUACUGGCUUGCGAAUUAUCAGUGUCCAUUAUAGCAGAGUGGGAACAUCCUUCUUUUUUGGAUGUUGGUUAGCUUUGUGGCCCUUUUGGUUUGAAAAAAUUAACAAAACCAAAGUGGUAAUCUCUGGAGAUUCUGUUCCACCUGCCAAACGAGUCUUAGUUAUUGCAAACCAUCGAACUGAGGUUGAUUGGAUGUACUUGUGGGAUCUUGCUUUGCGCAAGGGAUGUGUGGGUUCAAUCAGGUAUAUACUUAAGAGCAGUUUGAUGAAAUUGCCUGUGUUUGGAUGGGUUUUUCAUAUCAUGGAGUUCAUACCUGUUGAGAGAAGAUGGGAGGCUGAUGCAUUGAAGCUGCGUCAGAUUCUUUACACCUAUAAAGAUCCUGAAGAUCCACUGUGGCUUGUUGUUUUUCCAGAAGGCACUGAUUUCACAGAACAGAAGUGCAUUCGUAGUAAAAAAUAUGCUUCUGAGAACGGAUUGCCAAUCCUGAACAAUGUACUUCUUCCAAAGACAAAGGGUUUUUAUGCAUGUUUGGAGGAAUUGAGAGGUUCCUUGGAUGCAGUUUAUGACAUUACAAUUGGCUACAAGCAUCAUUGCCCUUCUUUCUUGGACAAUGCUUUUGGGGUUAAUCCAGCUGAAGUUCAUAUGCACGUUCGCUGUAUUGCUAUUGUGGAUAUACCAGAAUCUGAAAAUGAGGCUGCUUCAUGGUUGAUGGAUACAUUCUGUGACAAGGAUAAAUUGCUAUCUGAUUUUCAUUCCCAAGGUCAUUUCCCUCGCGAAGGGAUAGAAAGUGAGCUGUCUACGGCCAAGUGUUUAGCAAACUUCAUCUUUGUGCUAACAUCAACUGCACUUUGUACAUAUCUAACACUUUUCUCAUCCAUUUGGUUCAAGAUAUAUGUUUCCUCUGUAUGUGCAUACUUGACAACAGCCACAUACUUCAACUUUCGACCUUCACCCAUUGUAUCUUUAUGAAUGUAAUUGCCUUUUAUAGGGAGCCUUAAUUUAGUACAACUUUCCCUGUGCUGUUGUGUUGUAUUCAAUUCCUGUUGUGAUCCCU
Messenger RNA from Solanum stenotomum, 1537 nucleotides. Its product is annotated as probable 1-acyl-sn-glycerol-3-phosphate acyltransferase 5. Bases 340 to 1452 code for a protein of 370 amino acids. Lineage: Eukaryota; Viridiplantae; Streptophyta; Magnoliopsida; Solanales; Solanaceae. The transcript is spliced from 4 exons. Gene Ontology annotation, cellular component: endomembrane system. Gene Ontology annotation, molecular function: acyltransferase activity. The record is from RefSeq and is a predicted model, not a curated record.